Molecule: messenger RNA, 477 nt
Organism: Diversispora eburnea
Lineage: Eukaryota; Fungi; Glomeromycota; Glomeromycetes; Diversisporales; Diversisporaceae
Source: the annotation of a GenBank genome assembly
AUGGAUUCAGAAGAAGAGGAGGUACAAAAAGCCGCUAAUGUUAUUAGGGAGAAAAAGAAAUUAAUUGUACAAGCUCAUAGAGCCAGAAAAAUGAUGAAAAAUCGACCUAUUAUGCCAAGAACUGCAAUUACCAAGUCCAUUAAUGAAAUGGAGAAGAAAUUAGGCGAGUUAGGUCUAGAUACAAGUGAAAUCCGUGCACGCAGUCAAACCAGGAAACGUAAACGGUCAGAAUCAGUCGGUGAUGAAAUCGUUCGAGAGUCAUCAAGAGUACGAUCUGCAAGUGAAUCACGGGAUCGCAGCGUUUCUGGAAUGCGUGAUGUUAAGCAAAAGAAUGAAAGUGAAAAACAAAAGAAACUUGCGCAACGCAAACCUAAUAGGUUUGCGAAGGUGGGUGAAUCGGAUAGAAAAAUUACAUCCAAGAAGCCAAAACAUUUAUAUAGUUCUAAAAGUACUAUCGGGAAAAAGGAUUGGCGUUGA